GGUGCUGCGGGUCCAGCAGGAAUGCAAGGGGAGAGAGGAAGGAGUGGCCCAACUGGACCUGUGGGGAAACGUGGUGAAUCUGGACAUAUUGGGAAAGCAGGACCACAGGGUCCUAUGGGGAUCACUGGAGCUCCAGGAUUCCCAGGUAGUCCAGGUAUAAAGGGGCAACCAGGGCCCCCAGGAGCACGAGGGACAGGGGGCCAGCAGGGACCAAGAGGGGAGGCCGGACGCGUGGGAUUGGCUGGAGCUACGGGCAUUCAGGGUCCAACAGGGACAGAGGGUGCUGUCGGAGCCAAAGGACCAUCCGGAGCUCCAGGUAUCCAGGGUCUGACUGGACUGCUUGGCCCCGCGGGGCCCCCCGGACCACAGGGAACCACUGGACUGCCCGGGCCUAAGGGCCAACUGGGUGAUUUGGGCAUUACCCGAUUCAAAGGAGAGGCUGGAUUCAAAGGAGAAUCUGUAAGAUAUACAACCUGUCAUAAUGAAUCUCACUAA
Molecule: messenger RNA, 495 nt
Organism: Coregonus clupeaformis (lake whitefish)
Lineage: Eukaryota; Metazoa; Chordata; Actinopteri; Salmoniformes; Salmonidae
Product: collagen alpha-1(I) chain-like
Exons: 8
Coding region: 22-495 (157 amino acids)
Source: RefSeq, a predicted model, not a curated record